This is a messenger RNA of Zasmidium cellare ATCC 36951, 1041 nucleotides long. RefSeq lists its product as uncharacterized. The transcript has 2 exons. Bases 1 to 1041 code for a protein of 346 amino acids. Lineage: Eukaryota; Fungi; Ascomycota; Dothideomycetes; Mycosphaerellales; Mycosphaerellaceae. The record is from RefSeq and is a predicted model, not a curated record.
AUGCCACCACACGUCAGAAGAACUCUGGAUGAAUGGGCGGCUGAAGACAACGAGGAGCCGCCUCCCGACGCAUACGACAAGCACCAAGAUUUGGUCCCGCCUCACUUUUCGCCCACGCCUGAUCUCACCAAUGUCGGCAAGGUCUACUCCAACUAUGGCAACCGCCAUCAGAAGAGCAGGUGGAAGCCGAUCUCGCUGGAAGCUAAGAAUUCGGCUCAGCGGAUCUAUCGCAACUAUGGCAUCACGUACAACGUACGGUACAAGGCCGGCUUGUACAUUGCAGGUUCCGAGACCGAGAUGGAAGACAAGCAUCGCGAUCGCAUGAUGGUUCUGGUGUUUGAGCUGAAUGGAGCGGAGCUGGGACGGUGGAAGGAUAUUCAUGCCGACGCUAUGGAGUUGCUGGACCACCUCCAUCUAUCAGGAGAGCACGGUGUCUGCGUGAGAUACUACCGACGGUGGGAGCGUAGUUUUCCCAGGUCUGAGAGCAGCGUCUCCCAGACUCAGCGAACGACUACGUCGAAUGAACGAGGUGAUAUCGAUUAUCGCCGUGGUGAAAUGAUCGAUAUCGGCCGGCCUCGAGAUCUGCAACGGGGAGCUCACCUAGAGUGGCGAGAUCCUCUUGAGAGCAAUCAUGAGACUGGGGAGCCCGACUUCACGACACUCGACGCAUCAAGAGCAGCCUCAUCGCUCAUGCGAGACGAGGAAGCACCAAGACAUCCUCUAACAUACCCAUCACGACAUCAUGGACGUUCCUCAAACUCACAAGGCCCAACGGACACCUCCGCUGCGCCAAGUGCAUACUCUGCACCCACCUCCAACGAAGACGUCGACCUUGAUUUCGGUCGUAGAGUCCAGAGGAAUGUGGAAGCCUACAAUCGCCUGCUCAGUCCGCCGCGACGCGGGCAAGAGCAGGCGGAUCUUUAUUAUGAGUCUGAAAGCGAGACUGAGUCGAGCGAGGAGAGUGUCGUGGGUAGCGAUGAGGUGGAAGACGAGGCGCCUUUGCGAAGAGAGCUGCCGGUGCCGGCUAUUGAGUUUCGAUGA